Molecule: messenger RNA, 2293 nt
Organism: Mus pahari (shrew mouse)
Lineage: Eukaryota; Metazoa; Chordata; Mammalia; Rodentia; Muridae
Gene: Rad18
Product: RAD18 E3 ubiquitin protein ligase
Exons: 13
Coding region: 37-1521 (494 amino acids)
Biological process (GO): DNA damage tolerance; protein monoubiquitination
Cellular component (GO): nucleus; Rad6-Rad18 complex
Molecular function (GO): ubiquitin protein ligase activity; single-stranded DNA binding
Source: RefSeq, a predicted model, not a curated record
GCGGGCCGGUAGCUGGCGGUCUCUUCAGGUGUGGCCAUGGAGGUCCUGGCCGAGCCGCGAUGGCCUCCGGGGUUGGCGGUGAUGAAGACAAUAGAUGACUUGCUGCGCUGUGGGAUUUGCUUUGAGUAUUUCAACAUUGCAGUGAUAAUCCCCCAGUGCUCUCACAACUAUUGUUCACUCUGUAUAAGAAAAUUUUUAUCCUAUAAAACUCAGUGCCCAACUUGUUGCGUGGCAGUAACGGAGCCAGACCUGAGAAAUAAUCGCCUCUUAGAUGAACUGGUAAAAAGCAUGAAUUUUGCACGGACUCGCCUGUUGCAGUUUGCUUUAGAGUCACCACCCAUAUCUCCUGUGUCUUCCACCUCAAAGAAGGUUGUUGUUAAAGUGCAUAAUGCUGAAGCCACCCAAUACCCUGUCAAACAGGGGAACAGGUUAAUGGAUAAGUUCCUGAUUAGAGAAACUGGUGACUGUGUAUCUGAGUUGUUGGGAAAAGAAAAUGAGAGGAAAUUCAGCCCUCAAAAAGAGCCAAGUGCCUCUGCUGAGAUUACAGAGCCAAGUCUCCUGGGAAAGCCGGUACUUGGUCUCUCGGAUGCUAAUGGUCCUGUGACACCCUCUACAUCCACUAUGAAACUGGAUACUAAAGUGUCUUGUCCUGUUUGUGGAGUCAGCAUUCCAGAAAAUCAUAUCAAUAAGCAUUUAGACAGUUGUUUAUCACGUGAAGAGAAGAAGGAGAGCCUGAGAAGUUCUGCUCACAAAAGGAAGCCGUUGCCCAAAAUUGUAUAUAACUUGCUCUCUGAUCGUGAUUUAAAGAAAAAGCUGAAACAGCAUGGCUUAUCUGUUCAAGGAAACAAACAGCAGCUUAUUAAAAGGCAUCAGGAAUUUGUGCACAUGUAUAAUGCCCAGUGCGAUGCUUUGCAUCCUAAAUCAGCUGCUGAAAUCGUCCAAGAAAUUGAAAACAUGGAGAAAACCAGGAUGCGCCUUGAAGCAAGUAAACUCAAUGAAAAUGUCAUGGUUUUUACAAAGAACCAAACAGAGAAGGAAAUAGAGGAAAUUCACAGUAAAUAUCGUAAAAAGCACCAGAAUGCAUUCCAUCUUCUGGUGGAUCAGGCCAAAAAAGGGUAUAAGAAAACUGGCAGAGUUUCAAAAGCUGCAGCAGUGAGAAUAGAUGAGCCUGCAGAGACAUUGCCGCCUGAAUGUAUGGCACAAGAAGAUAAUGUGAGCUUCUCAGAUACUGUCUCAGCAAUAAACCACUUUCCUCAGUCCAAGCUGGACUCACCAGGGCCGUCGGAGCCCGAGAGACCAGAUGAUUCUUCUAGUUGUACUGAUAUUCUUCUCUCCUCGGAAUCAGAUUCAUGCAAUAGUUCCAGUUCAGACAUCAUAAGAGAUCUUCUGGAAGAAGAGGAAGCCUGGGAAGCGGCUCACAAAAAUGAUCAAAACAGAGAAGUAAGCCCACAACAGACUCGCCGCACUAGAGCCACUGAAUGUGUUGAGAUUGAACCGAGAAACAAGCGGAAUAAGAAUUAGUAUGGCUCUGUGCCAGCUUUUCCGUACAGUGACCUGAAUAGGAUAUUUUGAUUGCCAUGUGUGGUUUCAUAUUUAACAAUAUCCAAGGAAGAUUUUUAAGUCUAAAUGUUAUAGUUAAUUUAUUUUCAUUUUUCUUUGCCUUCCCGAACAACAACAACAAAACAAACACACGCCAAAAAAAAAACAAAAAAAGAAAAGUUCUAUAAUGAUUCAUCUUGGUCAAUUGGUCCCUUCCUUUCCUUUAAGAUAUUUCUCCCCUAAAGUUACAUUCACCAGCUUUGCACAGAGUAUGCAUUCCUUAGCGGGAGUGGUUUCCUUGGUUUGACUUCUCUAUUUCAGGAUGUUUUUAAAUCAUUUUUCAGUUUUUUCCACUGGGGAACAAACCCCAGAAGCAGCUCCUUUUCAUCCUCUUGACAGUAGCAAGCCUGCCACUGAGGGUAUACAUGCUCUUGUCCUAACCACACGCCCUUGGUGGGAGUGCCUGCUGCCAGGCCACCAUCAGUUACUGCUUAGUACCCAAGUUGAAUGCAUUUGUUAGACACGCCUGUGUUUACAUAUAGAGUAGGUUUAUAAUGAGGGGGAAAAGUUUGUUUUAUGGUUUUUGAAAAGACAGGGAAGUUAGUAUUGUGCUUUAAGGGAACAGUCACAGUGACUGAAACAUAUGUAUGUUCUUCUGAAGUGGCACUUAAAAGUUACCACUCUUAGUAUUUUUCCACUGGGGUCAGGCAGAUCUCUAACACUUUGAAUCCCAGCUGUUAAACAAACAAACAAA